Molecule: messenger RNA, 3818 nt
Organism: Clupea harengus (Atlantic herring)
Lineage: Eukaryota; Metazoa; Chordata; Actinopteri; Clupeiformes; Clupeidae
Gene: znf341
Product: zinc finger protein 341
Biological process (GO): regulation of DNA-templated transcription
Molecular function (GO): DNA-binding transcription factor activity, RNA polymerase II-specific; RNA polymerase II cis-regulatory region sequence-specific DNA binding
Source: RefSeq, a predicted model, not a curated record
UGCUAUUAGGGUUUCUUUGUUGAUAUCAAAUCUUCAGGUUCCCUUAAACUUCUUUCCAACAACAUACAGUAUGUGCAAAGGCACUUCCUGUGAGACUGUUUUAGACAAGUGCACUGAUUCAAUAUAGAGAAAUGUCAAGCAGAUGCAAGAAUAGAAGUUGUUCUUCAGCACAUAUUUAACAUUAACACUUACUUCAGUACCAAGCCCCCCUCACUGUUAUCAGCCAAGGUACAUGUACAUACAUGUACAUGUACAACUGACUUCUCGUGCAAUGAUUGUAUUAUUACCUGUUGACUCAACCAUAGUAUUUUACUGAAUAUUCAAAAUUGUUAUGUAUGAUCGUUCCCUUGUACUCCUGUACUAUUUUAUAUGCAUAUUUUUUUUUUUUUUUUUUUUUUUCAAUGUAUUAACUAUUCAUUGUACCCUCGGCACCAUUGUAAAUGAGGGUCUUAUUCCUCAAUGUGUUUUCCGAGGCUUAAAUAAAUAAAUCAAUCAAUCAAUCAAGGCCAAGCCAUCAACUAAAGACUGUGGUCCUGAAAACCAAAUACGUCCGCCAAAAAGCAGGUUUUGACGGGCAUUUACUUUGUCCUAAAACCCUGGAUACACCUCUUUUCACGCACAGAAAGCUCAAUUGCAAGUGCCAUAACUAAUGGUCUGAAAACUAAAUGGAAUAUUUAUGUAAAUGUAAAUGGAAUAUUUCAGACUUUUAUUUUUAAGAAAUUAACUUAACACUCCAAAAACCUGUUUUGGCUUUGACAUGGUGGAGUAUUGUGUGUAGAUUGAAAAAAAAAGAAUUGAAUCCACUUUAAGAUGAGCCUGAAACGUGGACAACUUGAAAUGGGGCUUUUGGGAAACAUGCAGGAUAGUUUAUUGAGGCGCACAGCCCUGUGCUAAUCAGCUCUUUAGAUGAUACUAUAGUAUACCUAUUGUUUGCCCUGCUAAUAUGAAGUAUAUGGACAUUUUUAGUGCAAUUAUGUUCUAGUACAAGGGUUUUAACAUAACUUGACCACAAUGAACAAUCUUUACUAUAAGUAAUAGACUAUAGGUGGCAGUAAUGCGGUGUACACUGUUGUCAAUCUGCCAUAAAACCUUAAAAGAAGAAGGAUGCUGACUCUUUGAUUACAAGAUGGCGCAGGCUGUGUUCGAAGUCAUGGAAGGGAUGGACAACCAAACAGUUUUGGCAGUUCAGUCUUUGUUGGAUGGUCAAGGGGGUGUUGCAGACCCAGACUCCCAGAGUGAACCAAGUACUUCCUCCAUCCAAACCAUGGAUGAUGAUGAUGUCUUCCUCUGUGGAAAAUGUAAGAAGCAGUUCAACACUCUCCCCACCUUCAUGGUUCAUAAACGAGAGCAGUGCCAGUCCAGCGCUACCUCACUGGCCUCUGUGGCCGUGGCCUCCACCAUCUCCUACACAGCUGUGUCGUCCGUCAGCUCAGUCUCACACAUCGCAGCUAACAGACAAGUCUCUACGUAUAUAACUGUUCCUCAGUCCCCUCUUACUCACACUUUCGUCCAGGGAAAUGUUCUGUGUGAUGAAGUUCUUUUGUCGGCCAUUUCAGCCUUUACAUCAAUGGAUCCACCCAUGUCCACAUCACAGAACUCCACACAGAACACUUUGAAUAUGCAUGCAGGUGCAUCAUACCAACAGCAGCCAUCAAAUCUGAUUCCUCCCAACCAAUCCCAGACAGCCUCCUCCCAGAUGUCAUCUAACAAUAGCAACUCAGUUGUCCAGGUGUACAGUACCUUGUCACCAGUAGUAGGUGGAAGCGGUGGUGAGGUUCAUGCUAUGGGACUACAGUCUUUCCCUCCCAUUCAGGUCCCAAGCCAGUGUGUGGAGAGUCCGGUCUUUACAACACCUCCAGUAUACAGUUUUGGGAAACAGGGGUCAAAAACAUGCAUCAUGACAAACCUGACCGACUUGUGUGAAUAUGAGAAAGUCAUUAUCCCCAAGCGAUCCAGAUGCACCAAGAAAGACCAGGAAGAGCAGGUAAAGGAAAAGAUUCAGAGGCUGAAAUGUGAUUUCUGUGAAAAAGUCUUCACUAAAAAGUUUGAUCUCCAGCAACACAUUCGAAGUCAUACAGGUGAGAAGCCCUUUCAGUGUAUUGUUUGUGGCCGUGCCUUCGCCCAGAAGUCCAACGUGAAGAAGCACAUGCAGACACAUAAGGUCUGGCCCAGUGGCACAGGCAGUGCAGGCUCCCGCCUUCCCAUCGCCAUCAAGGUGCUACCCCUGUGUGGUGACCAAAACCAAGAACAAUCUGAGCAAGAAGUCGACGGAGAACAAACUGGACAAUCAGAAUGUAUUGGUGAGACCAAGAGCCACGGUGAAGCAGACUGUGGGACGAGGCAGAAACCAGCAGCUCAAGUGAGGAACCAGCAGAUCAUUGUGAUUGACAGCUCUUAUCAGUGCCAGUUCUGCACAGCCAAGUUCAACAAUUACUUUCGUCUGAAGUCCCACAUGACCCAACACAAAAAUGAACAGGUGUACAAAUGUGUGGUGAAGGUGUGUUCUCAGACGUUUCAGAAGCUUGACCUGUUCCUGGAGCAUAUCCGAUCACACCAGGAUCACCUCACGUAUCGUUGCCACCUUUGUACUAAGGUGUUCUCUUCACUAUUUGAACUGGGGGUGCACCAGUACUCUCAUAACUUCUGCCCUCAGAGGAACCAACGUAAAGAACUCACCUCGUACAGGUGCAUCAAAUGCCAGAGUAAAUACUCAACGCAGGAGGCCUUGGAGACGCAUCUUCUAACAGCCUGUCAUCAUUUCCCCUGUCCUCAUUGCCAAAAGGUGUUCCCCUCUGAAAGAUACUUCCGACGGCAUCUUUCCACUCAUGGACUAGGUGGGAAGUUCAAGUGUCAGACCUGUAAAAAGUAUUUCAGAACAGAACACUACCUCAAGCUGCACUCUCUAAUUCACUCAGGAGAAAAGCCAUAUAAAUGUUCAGUCUGUGAGGCCACCUUCAACAGGAAGGACAAAGUGAAGAGACACAUGCUCAUUCAUGAGCCUCUUAAGAAGUACAAAUGUCCAUUCAGGAAUCAUGUUGGCUGCAGUAAAGAGUUCAACAGAGCCGACAAGCUGAAGGCUCAUAUAUUGUCUCACUCUGGUAUUAAGCCAUUUAAGUGUCAGUUCUGUCAGAAGGCCUUCAGCCGCCGGGCCCACCUGACUGAGCACCAAUGCUCACACACUGACGACUACCGCUUCCGCUGCUCCGCGUGCAAUAAAGGAUUCACACGACAGAAAUACUUCAACGAACACAACUGCUCCUCUCGGACUAAAAAGAAUGCAGGUGAAGAACUUCCAGACAAGAAUCUCAACAAAAGGAUGUUGGCCCCAAGUUGGGAGGCUGGAGGCCAGACUGAGAUGGCAGAUGGAGUGACAGAAGAUAAUAAACAACACAAAAAACUACAAGAGACCGUAGAGAGUAAAGAGUUUCAAAGUAUCAUCAGAAAAAUGUCAAUUGAAGGUACAGGGAGGAAAAUAGAAAGAAAAGACAAGGGUAAGGAGGACGAUGAAGCCUCGGGGUGUACAGAGGAGAUGGACCAACAGAUGUGUAAAGGGCCCACAGGGUCACUGCUGUUGACACCUAUGUUUACUGAGACUGUUGAUUGAACUUAGUGGACAUCCAUACUCAGUCUUGAAGUUUGUAAAUAAUGGACAAUUAUGGUCAUGAUUGAGUACCUUUGUGCUCAAUUUGAUUUUUUUCACAGACAAUUCUGUUUUAUAUACAAUUGUUUUGUAUGGAGUCAAAUCAGAGGACUUUAAGUUUGGCAUUGAUAAAACAACAACUGAACUGAAUAAAAAAAUAAAACAUUGGCAUUGAAAA